This is a messenger RNA of Drosophila persimilis, 1319 nucleotides long. RefSeq lists its product as uncharacterized. The transcript has a single exon. The record is from RefSeq and is a predicted model, not a curated record. The coding region runs from base 30 to 1178 and encodes 382 amino acids. NCBI's taxonomy places the organism in Eukaryota, Metazoa, Arthropoda, Insecta, Diptera, Drosophilidae.
GUGAGGCGGAACCCAUCCCACAUCCCAAUAUGAUCUGGAAGACUUUCACGCUGCUGCUGCUGCUGGGGGCAGCGACGACUGCGUCCCACUUAGUCUCCAGCACCACAGAGAAGCUGUCCCCGACCACCACCACCGCCAGUGUGGUGGAGCAGAGCACUUUGAUCAAGGAAGAGCAAUUUCCGGCAAUUGCCCCAGCUCAAGCGGCCGAGUCGUCCCAGUCGAUUCUACUGCAGCCACCGCCGAUUGCCGGCGGCAGUGGGGACGAUGAGGCACUGCGUCGUCGCACUGUCACUUACGAUCAGCGACAGGAGGGGCAAUACAACAUCCGGGCCGACCUGGAGAACUUCAUGAUACUACUUAUCCCACCGGGACCGCAGGAGAGCCUUAGUCUACUGGAUUUGCUUAGCCGUGGAGCAGCGACCAAGAGCAGCAAACGCAAGAGCCCACAACGAGGCCCCUCGCUGAAGUCUUUCUACCAAAGAAACCAGCUCCAGAGGCUGCAGCAACAGCAGGAGCAGCAGCCAUCGCAGCCGUUGGUGGCCCUGCCCGAGUUCAUUGAGGGACGCACGCCCUAUCAUGUGGACAUCUCGGCCAGUGACACGGAGCAGGCGCAGCGUCUGCAGCGCCAACAGGUGGAUGUGUUGCCCCCGCAACUGAUACACAUGCCGCAGCUGAUCAAGCCCUUCCACCUGGAGGCAGAGCCCGAGCUUAUCCAAGCUCUGCCGCCGGUGCCAGCCACAAGCAGUGCUGCAGGAUCGAACCUACUCGAGAGCUACAAUCAGCCCGGAUCCCAUUACUUUCGCAACUCGCGCGCCCUGAGAGGCGACACCUACUUGGAGACCAACCGCCUGGCUGGCGGCGAGUACGCCCAGGCAGCCCACCCACGCUCCAUCAGCGUGCCCAUCUAUCGGAGCGAUCUUAGUGGCCAGGCCAAUGCCCUGUAUCCGCCCAUCGAUGCCCCGGCCUAUGUCCUGAACGAAGCCCGAAGCUGGCAGCUGGAUGAAGAGCCCACCCAGGUGGAGCCGAAGCAUUUGCUGGAAACGGAUAUCAUCAGCUUCGAUCUGCUGUCCGAUGAUCUGGGCGACUCCAAGACCCUUCUCAGGGAUGGUCUGGCACGCUGUGCCCGGGGCGAAAGACGCGACAGCUACGGGGCGUGCCGCCAGAUCGAAGGCUAUUGACGCGAAUGAGAACUUCCAGACUGCUACUAAAUGAAAGCCUAAAUGUUAGUUUUAGAUUAAAUACAUACAACUACAUACUUUUGCACACUCUAAAAUUAAGCUGCGCUGAGCCUAUCAUCUAACAAAUAAAUACAGAAACGU